Molecule: messenger RNA, 2541 nt
Organism: Penicillium cosmopolitanum
Lineage: Eukaryota; Fungi; Ascomycota; Eurotiomycetes; Eurotiales; Aspergillaceae
Exons: 1
Coding region: 1-2541 (846 amino acids)
Biological process (GO): transcription initiation at RNA polymerase I promoter; nucleolar large rRNA transcription by RNA polymerase I
Cellular component (GO): RNA polymerase I upstream activating factor complex
Molecular function (GO): RNA polymerase I general transcription initiation factor activity; rDNA binding
Source: RefSeq, a predicted model, not a curated record
AUGAGCAGCUCCUCUGCUUACGAACCCGAUGAAGACGACUCCGAGCUCGAUUCUGACACUGCGUCGGGGCGCGCGCGCCAGCAACGGUCGACCUCGCGAGGUCGGACUCUAAGACGAUUCUCUGUUGAUUCGGAGGAUGAGAAUCCUGAGACCGAAAAGCUUCAAAAGAUUAAACAAGACCGCCUCGAUGCCCUCAACGACCUAUUCCAAGAUAUUGGGCCGAAUUCCCUCGAGGGUUACACUCGACUUCUCGCGGAAAUUGAAAAGAGUUAUGAUCCUAGGAAUGUGAAGGAAGAUGAUGAGUUAUUGAAUGUCACACAAGAUGGUGCGGUGGUGUGGACGGCCACGGAGAAGGAGGUUCUAUACAAUUUCCUCGAUCGAAAGAGCGCCAACGGAAUUAAGGAAAUCGCAGCUGCAAUCGGUACAAAAUCGGAAUUGGAAGUGAUGGAACAUCUCAGGGUUGUACAGAGAACCAUGAGAAAACGACUGGACCAGCGACGUCUCAGGUGGAUUACUGUGGCUGAGAUCCCCGCAGCAGUCGAAAUCGACGAGGGAUGCUGUGCUGAGCAGGAAAAAUAUGCCAAGUACUUGACCCUCAAAGAUGCCAUUGCAGACGAGCACACCAACCAGCUCCACUACGGCGAUUAUGGUAAAAUCGGCGAGACCGAAGCCCAAGCCCUCGGCAAUGCAGACUCCGAAACUCCCUUGCAAGGCGAUCUUCAACUCGCUGCUGGUCUAUUCAAUACGUCGAAUUGGAUCUCCCUGUCUAAAGACCUUUUCAUGAACUUCGGUGGCGAAAGGGAGGAAGAUGAUUGGAGAAAUAUUGCUGAAUCGGAAGAGGACAUGCCCUCAAUCACCGCAGACGCAAUGAUGGAUUUCUCUGCCCUCGCGACAAGUCUGACCCGCCGUUUAAUCCAAUCUUCAAUAUUCAUGACUGAAUCACGGCUACGUACUACCGGUAUAAGCUCGGAUACCCAACGUGAAAUCAAGCUUGGAGACGUCCAAACCGCAAUCGAAGUGUUGAACUUGAAGCGCAAGCGACCCUCCUUCCUGGAACUUGCGCGUCGAAAUCGAAUGGUCAUCGGCGCAUUUCCCCCACAAAGAACUAUCGCGACACGAACCAUCGGUUAUGGCGAGGCAAGGAAAGUCCUUAAGUAUAAUGAUAAGAAGUUUUAUAAAACAGCGCAUGCCAUGGAACAAGAGAAGGUUUCGCACAAUGAUGCGGGUCAGACUGCGGUCAGUGAAAGGAACGAGCAUUCAGAUGAGGUCAUGGAUGAAGAUGGUGAUGACUCUGAAGAAGAUGAAGAAGACCCCGAGGACGACACGGUUAUUCAUGCGCAAAACGAAUCCAGUCACCCAAAUAUCUCACAAAAUCCUGAACUUCUACAGCCUGGUAUCUCUGAUGGCCAAUUAGCUGAAGACAAGGAGGAAGAAGAGGCCGACAACUUUGAUCGCGAGCAAAGUCGCCAGGAAGAACUACGACUAUGGACUAUGUUUGAGAAACUCCCACCGCCCGCCCUUCUUAUUCCCAUAGUUGAAUUCCUCCCUAGCCUCAACGAAGACAGGAAAGAGGCUAUGGACGACGAAAAGGACGACCUAGCACAGCAUGGCAUCUCGGAGCACAGGACCCAAGAAGACGUCGCCGAUUGGCGAGACCAUACUCUUUACCGAAGUGAAUGGGAACAAUAUGGCUCCGACCUGGGAGAUCUGGCGGAGGAACUGGUUCAGAAUACGAGGAAGCGUCGCCGCGUCGAGGAAGGUGAUGCAGAGGAUGACGAUGACGAUCAUCAUCAGUAUGAUAGUGAGAAGAAGGGUGAAAAUGAGAAACAGCAAGGGAAAAUAGCUGGAGGCGAGCCCGACGCGCCACCCGGCGGAUUUAAGUCUGCUGCCAUUAUCGAGAGUGACGACGAUGGCGACGACCAAGCUACCGACAGCAGCAGUGGCAGCGGUAGUAGCGGUGAUGGCAAUGGUGAAGGCAGCCCCGUCGACAACAGUGAAAGCGAUGACAGCAGUUCAAGUGACGACAGCAGGGAUCAAGAAAGAGGAGGGAAUCAAGUCACAGUCUCUGCUCCUACGGUUCCGCCAGCAAUUUACAUCAACAGUGACGAUGAUGACAACACCAGAGUUGGAAACCAAGAGAACGAGGCUGGAGACGAAAGUUCCACCGACUCUGGCUCUGGCUCUGAAUCCUCCGAUGGGUCUUCCUCUAAUGACGGCCUCGGUCCUGGACAUAAAGAGCAAGCGGCCAGAAUCGAAAUAUCCAGCGACUCUGGCUCAGAUUCUGGCUCAGAUUCUGGCUCAGAUUCUGACUCUGACAAUUCCUCCUCUAAUGACGGCCCCGCUGUUGUAAAUCUGGAGCCCGAAGCCACAAUUGAGAUAUCAAGUGAUUCAGACUCAGAAUCAGAAUCUAAUGCCGACUCGUCCGAUGAUUCUUCCUCGGAAGAUUCUCCUCCAAGUCAAUUGCCUCCAGCCACCCCUUCAGAUCCAAUGGAUCUAGACGACGAACCUCCUGCUGCACUCCCGCCUGCUGGCUUCAUGUAG